AGCGGGUCCCCAUGCCCGGCAGCAUGGCGGGGAGGGGGGCGCAGGCGGGCCAAGCGCUGGGCACGCUGCUCUCGGGGCUGCUGGAGUGCGGGGCCUUCUGCGGCAUCAUCUUCGGCUCAUCCCUCGUCUACGUCCUCAGGACCUGGACUACUUCAGGAGCGUGCCAGCCCUCGGAGCUCCGGCCCCACAGGACGCUGCUGCCUGACUGCAGCGGGCAGGACGAGCAGUUCUCCCUCGUCUUCACCAUCGGCUCCUUCAUGAACAACUUCAUGACCCUCCCCAUGGGCUACGUUGACCGCUUCGGCACCACCGUGGCCCGCCUCAUUGCCAUCUCCCUCUACACCGGUGGGACACUGCUGGUUGCCUUCUCCACGCCAGACCUGGCCGUGCUGCUCUUCCCAGCCAUGUCCAUGCUGUCGGUGGGCGUCCUCCUCAUCCUCACCAACAUGCAGGUGGGCAACCUCUUCGGGAAGUACCGCUCCAUCGUUAUCACACUCUACAACGGGGCCUUCGACUCCUCCUCUGCCAUCUUCCUCAUCAUAAAGGUGCUGUACGAGCGCGGGCUGCCCCUGCAGGCCAUGUUCUUCUUCAUGGCGGCCUGCAGUGCCUGGCACCUGCUGCGCACCCUCUUCCUCAUGCCCCGCACGCGCAUCCCCUACCCGCUGCCCCCGCCUACAACUACGGGCUGCAGUGCCCAGGGCGGUCGCAGUCCUACCGCACCUACGAGGAGAAGCGCCCGCCGGGGGGUGAAGGCCCCGAGGAAGUGCCCCUGGAGCCCAGUGCCCCAAAAGGCGGCACGGCGGCGGUGCCCUUCCGUCCCUGCGUUCUGUCGUGGCUCUUCUCUGGCACGUGGUGUGGCUCUCCGUCAUGCAGCUGCGCCACUAUCUCUUCAUCGGCACCCUCAACCCCCUGCUUGACCACCUGGCCCGUGGCGAUGCAAGCCUGGUGAGCACCUACACCAACGCCUUGCCUUCACCCAGCUCUGCGGGGUGCUCUGCGCCCCCUGGAAGGCCUAUCCUCGACCGCCACAAGCGGGGCAAGGCGCACCUCCCGGAGGGAGCCCGGGGGCGCUGGCCGACCUGCAGGCAUCUGUGCUGUCACUGGUGGUGACGUGACACAGUGCGUGCUGUUCUCCAUCUGCGGCGGCCGUGCCCAUGUGCCCGUGCAGUUUGCCACAUUCGUGCUCAGGUGAUCAGCCGCUCCUUCCUCUACGGGGGCAACGCCGCAUUCCUGGCCAUCGCGUUUCCCCCGCAGCACUUCGGAAGCUGUAUGGGCUGGCCAUGGCACUGUCGGCACUGGUGGCCCUGCUGCAGUACCCCUGCAUCACCCGGGUGCGUGGGGUGCUCAAAGGGGACCCCUUCUAUGUGAAUGUGGGGCUCAUUGCUGUGGUGCUGGUGGCCUUCGUCAGUCCCGUGGUGGUGGCCCGUGAGUGCCGGCGGCGUGCCAAGGACCUGGAGGCUGUCAGCAGCCCCCUGGAUGCCCCCCCCGCACCGAGACCCCUGCCCAGACACCGCACUGAGCUCCACAGCCAGCACCAAGCGCCUGCUGCAGCCGUUUUCUAUGGACUUCGGGGGAGGGAUGGACCUGUGCCAGAGGGCACAGUGGGAGAUGGGGGGUGUUUGGGGGGGAAUAAAUAUUAACAACCCAUUGUGCU
Cygnus olor (mute swan) is the source of this 1654-nucleotide messenger RNA. It is a transcript of the gene SLC43A3, whose product is annotated as solute carrier family 43 member 3. The record is from RefSeq and is a predicted model, not a curated record. Gene Ontology annotation, molecular function: transmembrane transporter activity. NCBI's taxonomy places the organism in Eukaryota, Metazoa, Chordata, Aves, Anseriformes, Anatidae. Gene Ontology annotation, biological process: transmembrane transport.